UGGAAAGCCCUCAAUGAAAAUCAGUUGACAGUUCAAAUUAAAGAAAAACGGCCUACCGGAAAUGUCCUCAGCCUGCUGCCUGUCAAGAAUUAGUAUCUUUCCCGAUGAACAAUGUUAGUUAUGCAUUUCCGUUUAUUUAUGAGAAAUACAUAGGCACAGCUUAUUCUGUACCAGAUGGUCAUACUCGCUUGUUUUCCAUUAUCUGUGUGUUAUCUGCUGCGCUUAGUCUUGUACUAAUCGAGUACCAGUCUCGAUUCUUUAUUUUUUUUUCAAAGUAGAUAAACACUAAGAAAAUCAAAAAUAUUAAGAUGGACGACUAACAACAGCUAAAAUAUCGAGAGAAUCAAAGCAACGUCAAACAAAAUAAUGGUAUCAGGGGAGAAUGAGACUGAGAAAACUUAGGAGAACCCACAACAGCGGUUGGAGAGUGGCCAGAAGAUGUGUGAUAUUUUUUACCGUUAUCUGUUUAGUCCCUGUGUUUUUGGUUUUCAUCGUGGCCACGGAUCACUAUAUCAGGCCGGUAAGGCCUAUGUCUUUUGGAAUGCGCAAACCUUUCACCGAAGACCGACAUAUUCCUUUUCACGACCUCAAAAACAAAAACCUUUCUGCGGUGGCGAAAAGACUGGAUUUUCGACAAAAAUACCUGAAGAAGACCUGUCGCAUUUUGGGCCUGGACAAGGUUGGAAACGAUUCCUUGCACAAACCGAACCCCUGGGAGUAUUUGAUCAACGACAAGCAUCAUUUGGUGUGGUGUAACGUUUUCAAAGCGGCCAGUACAUCUUGGAUGUACAACUUUAACAUUUUAGCUGGAUAUAGUCCGAAAUUUUUACGCAACAGUCGCACUCCGCCAAUGACAUUAGCGAGACAAAAAUAUGGCCGUCCAUCUUUAUCAGCUUUGAAAAGGUCUCUAAAUAGUUCCCUGUCUUUCCUGAUCGUUCGUCAUCCUCUGGAAAGGCUUCUAUCGGCUUACAGGGAUAAGAUACAGUAUGCCGUUCCCGGAUCGGUCCACAGAAAAUUAGGGAAAAAAAUUAUAUGGAAGUAUCGCAAAAAGACAGCUAGCGACAGUCCUGUUUAUCCGACUUAUCCAGAGUUCGUAGAUUGGCUUGUGGAUUCUGUUAGAACAGGUCAUUCCUUGGACAUGCAUUGGACACCUAUAGUAGAAUUUUGCACACCGUGCAUGUUUAAUAUUCAGAUAAUUGCUCACACGGAAACGCUAGAAGAAGACCAGGCGUUUUUGAUCAAGAAGGCCGGUUUAGAAAAAAUAAUCAAACCACAAUGGAAGAACGCUGGGAAAGGAUCAACUACCGCUCAAAUACAUAAGCAUUAUUCGCAACUAACUCGAUCUCAGAUUUUGCAACUCUAUCACAUUUACAGGUUCGACUUUGAAUUGUUCAACUACUCGUUAAACGGUUACUUAGAAUUGGGUCAGCCGGAUUCUGAUCCAUCCAAACUUCUAGCAGCAAUAACUAUGAAAGAUAAUAAUCCUAAUUCUGUACCGCAGAUAUAUUAGUUGUUUAAAUUGAUAAUAGUUGAAAAUGUUACUGUUACAUUGUUUAAUAAAAAGUUUAUUUAAAU
Sitophilus oryzae (rice weevil) is the source of this 1575-nucleotide messenger RNA. RefSeq names its product carbohydrate sulfotransferase 11-like. The record is from RefSeq and is a predicted model, not a curated record. The transcript is spliced from 8 exons. Gene Ontology annotation, biological process: carbohydrate biosynthetic process. Lineage: Eukaryota; Metazoa; Arthropoda; Insecta; Coleoptera; Curculionidae. Gene Ontology annotation, cellular component: membrane. Bases 383 to 1510 code for a protein of 375 amino acids. Gene Ontology annotation, molecular function: sulfotransferase activity.